Messenger RNA from Puntigrus tetrazona (Sumatra barb), 1859 nucleotides. It is a transcript of the gene abhd10b, whose product is annotated as abhydrolase domain containing 10, depalmitoylase b. Bases 719 to 1579 code for a protein of 286 amino acids. Lineage: Eukaryota; Metazoa; Chordata; Actinopteri; Cypriniformes; Cyprinidae. Gene Ontology annotation, cellular component: mitochondrion. The record is from RefSeq and is a predicted model, not a curated record. Gene Ontology annotation, biological process: protein depalmitoylation. Gene Ontology annotation, molecular function: hydrolase activity, hydrolyzing O-glycosyl compounds; palmitoyl-(protein) hydrolase activity. The transcript has 5 exons.
UGUGUGUGUGUGUGUGUGUGUGUGUGUGUGUGUGUGUGUGUGUGUGUGUGUGUGUGUUUGUAUGCAGAUUAAUGCUUUCCAAAAUGUCUUCCCUACAGCUGUUACAUACAUGCAUUUCAUACAUUAAGUUUAUACAUUUUCUGAAGCACUUUAUAUGAUGUUUAGGAUGUGAGAUACUAAUGUUCAAGACACUGUGACUACAGUUUACUACAAUUUGUGACAAACUGAAACUAAAAUUAUUUUCCCUUCAUUUAUUGUAGCUCCUAAUUUUGUAGUUCUACACUGCACCUCCCCCAUUAAAUUGUGAUUUGCAGCCAUGAAAAUUAAUAAAAUCUUAAAGCAUGGACUAUAGCAACAAUCAUACAUUUUCUGUUUGCACCUAGCUUUUAAAUAUGUAAUUGGCUAGAAAUGAUUUUGAGUGGUAAAAAUGCUAAUCCAGAGAAACACGCAACUGGAAAAGUCUUGUAAAUUUGGUCAGAAAUUGCAUAGAGGUGCACUGACCUUACUCUUUUGCAGGUGCUUAAAUGAUCACAAUCUUUAAAAUAUUUCUGAGUGGUACAGCUCAGAGUUUUGCAACGUUGAUGCGGAAAAAGAGAGAUGCGGAUUUUAAAUAUAUCUGGCACCGGUGCAAAGUCGAGGUUUGGGGGAUUUCAGCGCGAUAGAUAACAUGGCAACCCAUGUACUCUCGCGUUAUUUCGACGGUGGGUUGUGAGACAGCAUGGCAGCGGUGGUGUUGAGGCGUUGUUGGAGAGGACUGUUGCAGAGCUCGAGCAAUGGAGCUGUCAGGGCGAAGAUCCUCGAGGGGGUUAGACCGAAAUCUACAGUACAGUAUAUAUCACGGCCAGAUCAUCCGAAGCUGGCCUACCGAAGAGUGAAGGGAAAGAGUCCUGGUGUCGUGUUCCUGCCUGGAUAUGGAUCUAACAUGAGCGGACAGAAGGCAGAGGCCCUGGAGGAGUUCUGCAGGUCAUUAGGUCACUCCUACCUGAGGUUUGAUUACUCUGGUCACGGAGCUUCAGAGGGUGUAUUUUCAGAAGGCACUAUUGGAACAUGGAAAAAAGACGUCCUGUUUAUGUUAGAUGAACUUGCUGAAGGUCCACAGAUUCUGGUGGGCUCCAGUAUGGGCGGCUGGCUAAUGCUUUUGGCUGCUAUCGCUCACCCAGAGAAGACGAAAGCCUUGGUGGGCAUUUCCACAGCGGCAGAUCAUUUCGUUACAGCCUUCAAGACACUUCCUAUACAGGUGAGAAAAGAAUGCGAGGACAAGGGUGUUUGGACAAUCCCCACAAAAAGUAACGAGGAAGGCAUAUACACAGUUAGUAUGGAGUUCCUGCGCGAGGCGGAGAACCACUGCAUCCUUCAGAGCCCCAUCCCUAUCACCUGCCCCGUACGUCUCAUUCAUGGCCUGAAAGACGAGGACGUGCCUUGGCACAUCUCCAUGCAGGUGGCCGAGCGCGUGCUGAGCUCCGACGUGGACGUCAUUCUGCGCCGCCACGGCCAGCACCGCAUGGCUGAGAAAGAUGACAUCAAGCUCAUCGUGUACACCAUCGACGACCUCAUAGACAAGCUUACCACCAUGGUGUGAAACGCCACGCGCCAAGCAACCUGCCUUGAGACCCUCUCGUACUUUCUUUGCCAAACACCCGCUUCCUGUUGUGUUGUGCAAGACGAGAAGGAUGCAAAAGGCCAACUGUGGAAGGACAAAAUAAUUUUGUUUUUUUUUUUACGUUUACCGUUAAUACUGUGCCGUUAAACCUUUUAGGUAAAGCUGCUGUUUGUCUAGCAUAACGUUUGUUUAGAUCUUCUGUGCCUUUUUUACUGUAUUUCACUCUGUUUUAUGGGAAUAAAGCCUCUGUAUACCAAUA